Molecule: messenger RNA, 713 nt
Organism: Anoplopoma fimbria (sablefish)
Lineage: Eukaryota; Metazoa; Chordata; Actinopteri; Perciformes; Anoplopomatidae
Product: troponin I, fast skeletal muscle-like
Exons: 6
Coding region: 25-561 (178 amino acids)
Biological process (GO): muscle contraction
Cellular component (GO): troponin complex
Source: RefSeq, a predicted model, not a curated record
GGCUUUGAAACCAAAAACGCCAAGAUGUCGGAGAAAAAGAUGUCAUCGAGUCGCAAGCAUCAUCUGAAGAGUUUGAUGCUGUCCAUCGCCAAAGGUUUACUGGAGGAGGAGGAGAGGGAGCAAGAGGAGGAGAGGACCAGGUACAUGGCUGAGAGCUGCCCUCCCGUGUCCAUGCCCCGGAGCAUGCAGGAGCUACUGGAGCUGUGCCGGGAGAUCCACCACAAGAUCGACGUGAUCGACGAGGAGCGAUACGACCUGGAUAUGAAAGUCAACAAAUCCGACAAGGAGAUUGACGACCUAAAAAUCAAAGUCCAGGACCUGAUGGGUAAAUUCAAGAAACCCGUCCUGAGGAAAGUUCGUAUGUCGGCCGACGCCAUGCUGAAGGCUCUGCUGGGCUCCAAACACACGGUCAACAUGGAGCUGAGGGCCAACCUGAAGCAGGUCAAGAAGGAGGUCAAGGAGGAGGAUAAGGAACUGCGUGACGUCGGUGACUGGCGUAAAAACAUUGAAGACAAAGCUGGCAUGGACGGGAGGAAGAAGAUGUUUGAGACCGAGGCUUAAAUCAGCGACAUAUCUGCUCGUGACAGAGCUGCUGUAUCUUUAGUCCCUGUUUUUUUAUUGCCUGGUUUACUCAGCACGCCGUUUAGAUAGCACAAAUAUAUAUAUAUAUUAAAACAAACUACCUGUUUGGCUGAAUAAACAAACUGAAGGAU